This is a messenger RNA of Stegastes partitus (bicolor damselfish), 1164 nucleotides long. RefSeq names its product zinc finger, AN1-type domain 3 (gene zfand3). The transcript is spliced from 6 exons. Gene Ontology annotation, molecular function: DNA binding; zinc ion binding. The coding region runs from base 399 to 1127 and encodes 242 amino acids. The record is from RefSeq and is a predicted model, not a curated record. Lineage: Eukaryota; Metazoa; Chordata; Actinopteri; Pomacentridae.
CAUAUUUAACGUCGUCAUAUUUGUAUUUUAUCCGUAUCGGCGGACAGCUGGUUAUUAUUUUAGGUGUUUUGGUGUCGAGUAAAACACCGGGACGCCCCUCUCUUUUCGUUUGUCGGUCGUAACGUCCGAACGUCCAGCUGAUUGCUUUGAGUGCCGUUCAAUUAUUCCAGUUCAAACUGAGCCGUUUUGUUUCACAUAACGGAAGGGUUUUGUGGCCCAAACGGAUCGAGUUCGCCGCCUUUUCGCCGACUUGUGGACUUUAAAAGAAAAGGGACAUUUAUCGUUUUGUCUAACUUGAGUGCUGGCUCGUUUUUUCUCAUUGAACGACCAGGCCCCGGACUCAUCCCCAGCCUCGCGUUUCCAUAUCGUUUUUUUUUUUUUUUUUUUUGUUGGAAGUCAUGGGAGACACUAGUGAACGAAGCAAACCUCCGAGUCUACCUCCCAGGUGUCCCUGUGGAUUUUGGGGGUCCAGUAAAACCAUGAAUCUAUGCUCCAAAUGUUUUGCUGACAUCCAGAAGAAGCAGCCAGUGGAGGACUGCACCUCCAAGCCCAUCCAAAGCACUGGGAGUAGCCAAUCACCCGUUUUCAGUAGCGAGACGAGCAGUAGCAGUAGCCAAUCCCUAUCGUUGUCGCCACCCUCUAGCUCAGAGCAGCCGUCAGCCGAAGAGCCCUCGCCCACGUUUUCCAGCACGAGGGAAGGUAAGAUCAAUCAAUCAACAUUUUCACACUCACAAUGCGUGUCGUCCACAGAAACAGCCCAAGGCACACUCUGCACACCCACAAAACGUCCACGAGAAUCAGCCUCGGGCUCAGAGAGCGAGGCGACGCCAGAGAAGCGACCACGGACAGAAGAGAAGGAAGGGAGCAGCGAAGAGACCCGCGGGACACCCAAGCAGAAGAACCGUCGGCGCUGCUAUCGCUGCCAAACCAAACUAGAGCUGGUGCAGCAGGAACUGGGCUCCUGUCGCUGUGGCUAUGUUUUCUGCAUGCUUCACCGUCUACCCGAACAGCACGACUGUCUGUUCGACCAUCUGGGCCGCGGGCGUGAAGAGGCAGUCCUCAAGAUGGUGAAGCUGGACCGCAAGGUGGGCCGCUCGUGCCAACGCAUCGGGGAGGAGUGCUCCUGAUUGGCCACAGCGUGACCAGCCAUCCAGUUAGAGAUUA